CAUUUGUUUUGAAGUUUAGUUUAUUACAAAUUCUCGAAAUUGUUUGACCUAUGGUUAAUAAAUUUUAAAAUAUUUUCUAUAACGCUAUAUUUACCGCUAUGGAAGUUAUUCAGCAAGGAUACGAAGUUCUCUAUGUGUGGAGUAGUCAAAAGGUCGAAGAAAUUGAGCAGCAGGUUAAUGAAAUCAAGAAAAUUGCUAACGUGAAAUUGGAAAAUUCUGAAAGAUUAUCUUUAGCAUCUUACAAUAAUUCUUCGUUUGACGUAGUUUUGGUAAAUGUACCGAUCGGAGGUCUUUUUGAUGAUUCAUUAAAAACACUUUUAAGUCUCGUGAAACCAAAAGGCAUAGUUGUCUUCAGUACCAACAAAAAUGACGACUUUGAGUCUCGUUUGUUAAUGACAGGCUACGUUAAUGUUAAAUUUGAAGAUGCAAAGAAUUGUGUCAUAAGUGAAAAACCAAAUUAUGAAAUUGGAUCAAAAGCUAAACUCUCAUUUGGGAAGAAAUCUGCCGAAACAACAACUAAGGUUUGGAAGCUGGAUAUCGAUGAUGACGAUGAGAUGAUUGACGGAGACGAUUUACUUGAUGAAGAAGAUAAACAAAAACCAUCAUCAGAAUCCUUACGUGUUUGCUCAACAACUGGAAAAAGAAAGGCUUGUAAAGACUGCUCAUGUGGACUUGCAGAAGAACUUGACGCUGAAGCUAAAGGAAAAAACGUUGAUCCAAAUCCAACACAAAAAUCGUCAUGCGGAAGUUGUUAUCUUGGCGAUGCUUUUCGUUGCUCAACAUGCCCAUAUCUUGGCUUACCGGCAUUUAAACCAGGUGAAAAGAUUCAAUUGACAGAUAUGAUGAAAUCUGAUGUCUAAAUCGAAAAGAGUUUCGUAUUAACAUUAUUUGGGAUCACCGAGGGAAUCUUAAACAAAAUUAUGCUUAAGCUGAUAAGUUUUCUAAAGAGUUUUGUAGAAUAAUGUUAAUAAAUUCCAUUGAUCUUAAUUAAAACAUUAAGAAGAAAUGAAUAAGUUAAA
Clunio marinus is the source of this 1019-nucleotide messenger RNA. The record is from the annotation of a GenBank genome assembly. Lineage: Eukaryota; Metazoa; Arthropoda; Insecta; Diptera; Chironomidae.